Carcharodon carcharias (great white shark) is the source of this 4085-nucleotide messenger RNA. RefSeq names its product C-terminal Src kinase (gene csk). Lineage: Eukaryota; Metazoa; Chordata; Chondrichthyes; Lamniformes; Lamnidae. Gene Ontology annotation, molecular function: ATP binding; protein binding; protein tyrosine kinase activity. Gene Ontology annotation, biological process: regulation of Fc receptor mediated stimulatory signaling pathway; protein phosphorylation; adherens junction organization. The coding region runs from base 365 to 1717 and encodes 450 amino acids. The transcript has 14 exons. The record is from RefSeq and is a predicted model, not a curated record.
UAAACUGAUAUGCUUCCCAAUUGUGAACAACAUGAAAUAUGUGUGCAGUUUGACUUUUUGCAAAGGAGUUGAAAAGUGCCUGCCACCCGCUUGUUUAAACAUGGCAGAGUUUGUUUCACACUGUCGAGUUCCUGACUCAAUAACAUUGGAAGAACCUUCAAGAUAACACAGCUUCAAUUGUGCAUUUCAGUGGAGAUAAGACCGAACCAGUGUCCUGCCACUUCUUAUUGCUGCUCUUCAGCCCUUCACGUUGAACUGAUGCAUCUGCUGGGUUAGUUGGAAAUAUUACAGGUCUGAUGGUACCAAGCAACCGUUGAACCGCUGUGAGGCUUCCCACCCACACCAAUAUUUACAGCAGUGCAACAUGUCACAGCCGCAGACGAUAUGGGCAUCAGGCACAGAAUGUAUAGCCAAAUACAACUUCAGUGGCAGCGCAGAACAAGACCUUCCCUUUAACAAAGGCGACGUUCUCACCAUUAUUUCGGUCACCAAGGAUCCAAACUGGUACAAAGCAAAGAGCAAAAUUGGCAAAGAAGGUAUCAUUCCUGCAAACUAUGUUCAGAAGAGAGAAGGAGUCAAAUCUGGUGCAAAACUCAGCCUCAUGCCCUGGUUUCAUGGAAAAAUUACUCGUGAACAAGCAGAGCGGCUACUGUAUCCUCCUGAAGAUGGUUUAUAUUUGGUACGAGAAAGUACCAACUAUCCUGGGGACUACACACUGUGUGUGAGCUGUAGUGGGAAGGUGGAACAUUACAGAAUCAUUUAUUCUUCCAGCAAACUCAGCAUUGAUGAGGAAGCCUACUUUGACAACCUGAUGCAAUUAGUAGAGCAUUACACCACAGAUGCUGAUGGGCUGUGUACACGUCUCAUUACUCCCAAACAUAUGGAAGGGACAGUGGCUGCACAGGAUGAGUUCUCUAGAAGUGGAUGGGCACUGAGCAUGAGGGAGCUUAAAUUGUUACAAACAAUAGGCAAAGGAGAAUUUGGAGAUGUGAUGUUGGGUGAAUAUAGAGGCAACAAAGUAGCAGUCAAAUGCAUUAAACAUGAUGCAACAGCACAAGCCUUCAUUGCCGAAGCCUCUGUGAUGACACAACUCCGUCACAAAAACUUAGUUCAACUUUUGGGUGUCAUUGUGGAAGAAGGCGGGUCACUAUACAUUGUAACAGAAUACAUGGCAAAAGGCAGCUUGGUGGACUACCUGAGAUCAAGAGGAAGAUCAGUCCUUGGUGGAGAUUGUUUACUUAAGUUUUCCAUUGAUGUCUGUGAAGCAAUGGAGUACUUGGAGGCAAAUAAUUUUGUACAUAGAGAUUUAGCUGCUCGUAAUGUCCUGGUCUCUGAGGAUAAUAUAGCUAAAGUUAGUGAUUUUGGUCUUACAAAAGAAGCUUCAUCCAUGCAAGACACUGGAAAGCUCCCUGUAAAAUGGACUGCACCUGAAGCUCUUAAAGAAAAGAAUUUUUCUACUAAAUCAGAUGUUUGGAGCUUUGGGAUUCUUCUAUGGGAAAUUUACUCUUUUGGGCGAGUGCCUUAUCCCAGAAUGCCUCUGAAAGAUGUGGUUCCUCGUGUCGAGAAGGGGUACAAAAUGGAUGCACCUGAUGGAUGUCCGCCUGCUGUUUACGAGUUGAUGAAAUGGUGCUGGGAGCUUGACCCUGGUCGAAGGCCCACGUUCAAGCAGUUGAGAGAGAAGUUACAGGAAGCCAGAAUGAAGGAAAUGCACCUGUGACACCAGAAUGCCAUGGAACUUAUUUUUAAAAAAAAAACUGCUCAAUAUUAAACCAAGAGUGCUGAGACUUUUACAAAGCAAUCUUCUAUAAAAAAAAAUUGAACUCUGCAUAUCAUGGCCUUGUGUUUCAUUCCCCCCUCCCCAGUUAUGUGUGCUGCGACACAGUAUUCCUCUUAUCCCCAUAAACAAGCAUGCUUAAACACCUUUGUCGAGUCCUUUGGUCCUUGUGGUGAUUGUUUUGUGCCAAGUGCCUCCAGCCACAAAGACGGUGCUUAUUUGCUUAUCUAUACUCUGCAAUGUGUUUGUUUCUACCAAAAUGCAAUUCACAAUGAGGUUUGGUGACGAUGUUUUUCUUAACUAGCAUAACACAGUUUUGUGUUUAUUUUUGCUUUCCCGUCUAAAUUUGCUUAGCAGUUUUUUAAUACUUAAAUUGUAGUUUUUUUUAUAAAUAAAAAAAGGUGUUCUGUUUUUUUACGUCUGUAACGUUCCACAGAUUUGACAAACUCAUUGCAUGUAGUGUGGGAGGCAUUCAUUUCUGUCAGUGCGGUACACUCAUUUUAGCUGCCAAGGAUGAGAUUAAAUAAACCAUUCCAUAUGACCAGUUCUAAAUGGCUGUUAUGUUUUGAUUUGGAAUUUGAAUGUGGAAAAAAAUAAAUUGUGCUGCUGUUUUUGUCCUGUUCCCUCUGUCUGUAACCUCCCUGGACUCCAACUGUGAGGGGACUGGACUGGCUCCAUUAGAUACUGCCAGACCUUGCAGAUGUGUCUCUGCAGACAGCUGGUAGCAGGUGCUUAAGUACAACCAGAGAUUGAAUUAUUGCCAAAGAGAGUUUUAUUUCAACCUUCUUUGUUUGUAGAUAGCGGAGACAUAGACCCUUCUGCUCAGAAAUGCACUCUUGAUACCUGUAGCUUAGAAAGACAAGGAUGCUCGUGGAGGAUAAGAUAUACUCUCAACUUGAGAUGUGAGAAGUUCUGGAAAAACACAGGUUUGGCAUGAUUUGGAAACUUUAUUUUUAUUUUAAGAGUUCCCAAUUUUCUGUUUAAUCAGGUGUGAGAGAGAUUUCUGCCUCUUCCCACUUGUCAAGUGAAUGUGCCAGAUCUGGCUGCGUUCAUUGUCUUGUCAAUGUUGUGAGAUUUGGUAGACUGUCAGAAUGCUUUAGACAUUCUGAAGCCUGUUUCCUUCCUGUCUUAAGUGGAGAGAAAUGAAAUUAGGUAACUUCUCAGAAGAAGAAAUUCAGAACAGACUUUCAAGAUAGUUUUCCAGCAUUUAAACUAGAACUCAUGACAAAGGGAAUCUCUUGGUAGUCUCAUAUAAUUGAAGUGAUUGCAGUAUGAGGGAUGGAUUCUUUUAAGCCAGAGUUUCUCCUCCUGGCUGGUGUCUGGUAAUCCUCUGCAGUUGUAUGUCUGCACAAACAACGGGUGAGGGCAAUAUCAGACCUGACAACUCAAAAUAACCACUGCCCAGGUUUCAUGUGAAGCUUGCAUGAAGUGCCAGAGCUCUGUUGCUGACAUGAUACUUGAUGUCUUCAUGCAAGAAGGGAAGAAAAGUGGCAAAAAAUAAAAUCUGCAUUGUAAUUAUAUUAGAGGUAAUUUUGUUAGCCAGAUUGAAGUACAUGCCUUUAAUUAGACUAGAGUUUUUAAGCAUUAUAUUGAGGGCAAAUAAGUGUUUGAGUCUAAAGUCCAGGCUCUCAAUAUUAAAGGGAGAAAACAAUUGGCUUCAUGGCCUAUAGGUUAAUGAACCAGUAUAAAAUGUUGGCCAAGUUUUACACAAAUUUCUGCAGUGAUGUGUUUACAUUUUGAAUCUGUUCUGGGUUUCAUUUACUUUCUCUCCAGCGUGGUUAGAGUUUGCUAUCUGUUUUUUGACUGCAUUAUGCCUUUCACUUCAGUUUACUAAUUUUGGAAUUCAGGUUAGGUUAUCUCCAUUCAGGUCAUUAUAUUACUGGACUAGUAAUCCAGAGGACUGGACUAAUGAUCUGGAAACGUGAGCUCAAAUCCCACCACUGCAGCUGGAGCUUUUAAAUUCAAUUUAUCAAAUAAACCUAGAAUAAGAAGCUAAUACUAUUACUUCGGACUAUGAAACCACCAGAUUGACAUAAAGACUGGUGCACUCAUGCCCUUUUAGGAAAGGAAAUUUCCCAUCCCUACUUGGUGUGGCCUGCAUGUCACUCCAGACGCACAGCAAUGUUGUUGAUUGUUAACUGCCUUCUCAGCCUACUAGCAAGCCACUCAGUUGUAUGGAAUGAGAUGGCUCAGCACAAUCUUAAGGGCACACGGGGAUGUACAAUAGAUGCUGGCCUCACCAGCGAUACCCCUGUCCUAUGAAUGAACUAAAAAAAAAAAAAAAAUUGACACCUUCAGCUGCAAACUAUCC